Messenger RNA from Dovyalis caffra, 543 nucleotides. The record is from the annotation of a GenBank genome assembly. Lineage: Eukaryota; Viridiplantae; Streptophyta; Magnoliopsida; Malpighiales; Salicaceae.
AUGAGCACCACCGCAACAACUGCAAGAACCACCACCCCAAUGAGACCAGCACCGUCUCCCUCCACAACUACCACCAUCCUAGAAAAUCCCACCCAACAACAACAACUGCAAACCCUAACUUUGCGAUUAAAUCGGCUGAAAAAGAAAGUUUCGUGGAAAGAAGGCACCGUAGACAAUGAGUUUAUGCAGAGAAAAAGCUCCAAAAUUUGUUGUAUUUUCCACAAGGAGAAACCCUUCGAUGAGGAUGAUAGCGAUGAUGAUGAUUGUAGUCAUGAUCAUCCCGAUCACGACCAUGAGCAUAAAUCCGACGGUGCCUGUUCUUCUUCUAAGCAUAAUGAAAAGGAAGCUGUUGUCUCAGACCCCCGAAAGUUUGUUGCCUGCUUGCUUGCUUUUGAUGUAGAUACCGUCAAGGAACUUGAGAGUGCAUGGGAUGGGCAGGAGGAAUUGGUUAGAUCCGAUAUCCAACGCAUAUGCUUGCUGGAAAAGCCAAGUUCUAGGACAAAACUGUGUUGCUUAUUUAGAGGUUUGAGCUCCAUUGCAUAA